AUGGCAGAUAAAUUAAACGAAUAUCAGGGUGUGACUGGACGCUUGCACUCAACGAGAGACAAGUUCAGAGAGCGCUGGACUCAAUGGAAGGAAGACCAUCCCCAGGGAGUGAGGGAAGCAGUCAGAGAAGCUCUUUUUGCUAUACCAAAUUCUGAUGAGCCCCCUGAAUGUGUAGCCCGGGAGGGCGAAUACAGUGACUUAUUUAGGAGAAAGAACAGACUGGAGUUAAUGAGGAUAUCAGCAGCAGUCAUGGGAAUAGAAUUUUCGUACGCUGGUGAAACCGCAUUUGUAUCACCGACGCUUCUACAAAUCGGCGUACCUCAUCAACAAAUGACUUUAGUUUGGGCUUUAUCGCCUCUAAUUGGGUUUUUCUUGACACCUUUGCUGGGUUCUCUCAGUGACAGAUGCCCUUCGAAGUACGGUAGACGAAGACCUUUCAUUGUUUUGAUGUCUAUUGGAGUACUUUUGGGAUUAAUUCUAGUUCCUAACGGCGAAGACAUAGGUUACGCGCUAGGAGAUGAAGGUUCAGUUAACAAAACAGUCGUCCCUUCAGCUUUGGGUCCGAGAAGAGCAGCCCUUGACGUUGAAAGCAACAACCACCAUCCAUGGGGAGUUCUCUUCACAGUGCUUGGGACGGUUCUUUUAGAUUUCGAUGCUGAUGCCUGCCAAAGCCCAGCAAGGGCUUAUCUACUUGACGUGACAGUUCCAGAGGAUCAUGCUAAGGGCUUGAGUACGUUUACCGUCAUGGCCGGAUUAGGCGGUUUCAUGGGUUACGCUCUCGGGGGAAUAAAUUGGGAUGAUACUUCCUUAGGAGCCCUGUUUGGCGGACACGUUAGAGCUGUAUUUUUUCUUAUAACAAUCAUUUUCAUUGUAUGCGUUACGGCUACAAUAACAAGUUUUAAGGAAAUACCAUUGCACGAGAUAAGAGACAGCGACGAAUAUAAGACACUAAAUGACAAGGAUCAAUUUGACGAACAUUUCCAAGGAAGCGACGAUGUCGAAAAGAAUGGUCUGAAGAAAGAUAAUACUUCAUACGGAUCUUUGAACAAUCCUGACAUCGAAACUGGCGUCACAACGAUUAAAGUUCCUCCACUAGAAGGUCAUUCCGGGCAACCGCUUUCUUUGAAGCACUACCUGAAGUCUAUCGUGCUGAUGCCUAAGUCUUUGCGUAUCGUCUGCCUCACUAAUCUGUUUUGCUGGAUGGCUCACGUCUGUUAUUCUCUCUAUUUCACUGAUUUCGUUGGGGAAUCUGUUUUCGGUGGAAACCCUGCUGCGCCAGUGGGAAGCGAAAGCCGUACAAAUUAUGAAGCGGGUGUUCGCUUCGGAUGUUGGGGCAUGGCAAUGUAUUCAUUAUCCUGUGCUUGCUAUUCCACGAUUAUUGAAAAGCUUAUAAAAUCGGUAGGCGCUAAGAAAGUGUACGUAGGUGGAUUAUGUACGUACAGCUGUGGGAUGCUCAUGUUGUGCUUGCUUCGAGCUCGUGCUGCUGUAUUGCUGUUUAGCUGGACAGCUGGAAUUAUGUACUCUACACUCUUCACCAUGCCAUAUUUACUGGUCGCACAUUAUCACGCAACUGGAAUGUGGGACAGCGAGGGUGGUGGUAGUGAACAGGAGCGCGGUAUAGGUACCGAUGUCGCGGUGGUCAGCAGCUGUGUGUUCGUAGCUCAACUCUGUAUUUCAGUGAUUAUGGGUUUCGCUGUUAAGAUCACUGGCUCUACUGCGGCAGUUGUCGCAGUUGCUGCUACGCUAGCUGGCGCUGCUGCUUUUACUGCUACCAAGAUUACAUACCUUGAUCUUUAAGUUAUAAGCAGUUACUUAGAAAUCUGAUUACUCACGAUGUUGUAAUGUUAUGAUUGAUAUCAGUAGGUAGAUAUGAUUACAUCAUUUAUAAUAAAUUAAAUCUUAAUUAAUGCUUAAGUAAAUUACUUUCUUGAUAUUUGUUCACGCAAUAAUGUAUGUGAAAUUGUAAUAGGUAGUAGAAAAAGAACUGUUCCAGAACAACUGUUUUCGUAUAUGGUUAGCAAAUUUAACACCUAACACCGAUUAUUACAAAGGGAAGUGUUCAAUUUAUAAAAAAAAUUGUUGUUGUAAAAUUCCUGAUAUAUUUUGAGGAUCAUGUAAGACUGUUACUUUUGUUACCAAGGAAAAAUUAAUUAUAAUUUUUAAUUGUAAAAGUCUUAUAUGUGGCUUGCUAUU
Molecule: messenger RNA, 2193 nt
Organism: Melitaea cinxia (Glanville fritillary)
Lineage: Eukaryota; Metazoa; Arthropoda; Insecta; Lepidoptera; Nymphalidae
Gene: lovit
Product: proton-associated sugar transporter A
Exons: 9
Coding region: 1-1797 (598 amino acids)
Biological process (GO): transmembrane transport
Cellular component (GO): membrane
Molecular function (GO): sucrose:proton symporter activity
Source: RefSeq, a predicted model, not a curated record